This is a messenger RNA of Ceratitis capitata (Mediterranean fruit fly), 8473 nucleotides long. RefSeq lists its product as uncharacterized. Gene Ontology annotation, molecular function: calcium ion binding. Lineage: Eukaryota; Metazoa; Arthropoda; Insecta; Diptera; Tephritidae. Bases 1322 to 7663 code for a protein of 2113 amino acids. The record is from RefSeq and is a predicted model, not a curated record. Gene Ontology annotation, biological process: heterophilic cell-cell adhesion; establishment or maintenance of epithelial cell apical/basal polarity. Gene Ontology annotation, cellular component: protein-containing complex; plasma membrane. The transcript has 13 exons.
ACAUUCAAACCGAACGGUACUUGUACAGCGGAUACCACACGUCGUAUGAUGAACGUGUGACUUUCAUAUGAAAAAUAUACAUUGGUGUGUAAUUUAGUUCUACAUAAGUGUCUGAGAAAGAAAUAUCUCAAAUUACUGUGUUUGAUUUCAUAAAAGAUUUCAUUAAAGUACGUAUAAAGAAUAAAAAAAACUUAAAACGAGAAAUAAACUUAAAAAAAAAUUAAAUUGUAGUAAAAUUAAAUUGAAAUUUUAAUUAAAAUUAAUUAAAUGCAUAAUAAAAGUGAAAUUAUUUCAACGACUUUGUUCUCACCACAAACCGUUAAACACUUGCUUGCAUAAGUUUUUGAGUCCUGUGGCUUUUUGUGUGUUACCAUUGCGCAACUAAAUUUUACUUAUUCAAACGCGCAUAACAGCGGUAAUGGCCAUAUAAGGCAGUCAUAGUACUCAAAUAAGCCAUAUACAAACAUACAAAUGUGCAUAGCUUUCAAUGUCCUUAGAGUUUCAGUGCAAAUAAUAAAUACUCUUGUGUACUUGAAUACAUGUUUAUAACACGGCUCACUGAAUUUAUGUAUUGCACGUACAAUAACAUACAAUGGUUCAUACAUACGUACAUACUUACAACCACUAGUGUAUAAAUCACCGUAGACGCUUUCAAGUGCAAAGUAAUAAGCGUACACACUCGUACAUAUAGUGUAAGGCGUAGACAAAGCAGAUUAAAGUGAACAUUGCUGGUGUUAUUCUGGCAUUGAAGCCAUACAAAUAAAUAUAUCGUACAUCAACGCUGAGUGUGUGAUCAGAUUUUCUACAUGGAAGUAUAUACAUAUGUACAUCUAUCUUAACUAGACGAGAUGACGGCGCAAAGUCAAGAAAGCUGCGAAAUCAUGCAACCAUAAAACAAUGUCAUGCAACAAACUAACUACGACGACACCAAAGCAGGUAACAAAUGCAGUUUUUAAAUUAAAAACAACAACAACAACAAUUGCUGUUACGAGAUACUAAUGCAACAAGAAGCGGCGAGAGGUUAGUGGAAGUAGCGGCGAACCAAAUUUUAAUAGAAUUUCGUAUUGCAAAGCAAAGUAAGGGAAGCAGAGAGCAGGCAAGCACCUCAAGUGGUGCACCGAGCACCCGGCAGUGAAGUGUUGUCGCGCAAAUCUACCUGCAACACACCACACAGCGGAAACAGACGAUAUAACAGGAAGUGUGAGAUAAACAGGAAGUGCUGAAAUAGCACGAAAAAGGAAAGUCACAAAACUAAAUCUGUUAAAAAAAAAAAAAAAAAACAAAAAACGAAAAAAAAUAUUUUACCAAAAAUUCAACGGAAAUGUUUACAAAAAUGCAAAAAUACUACAUUUCAGUAUUUGCAAUCGCUGCAGUAGUAUUGGUGUUUGCCGAUGCAAAUGGAUUCGCCGAAUCAGCAGAGUUGCGACGCACGGCAGCGGAAGUGGCAACGGCAAGGACAACGACAACGACGGCGAGGUCGUCCGUGGCGUUAGUGGGUGCGGCGGCAGCUGCAAGUGAGGAAGCGGCUGAGGGAGGGCAGGCGGAACAAGCUCAGUUAGAGGCAAAGAAAGUGCAGAGCAUACCGGCGGGUAAGGAGUACUCCGGUGUUGAGGCAAAAACCGCGCAGCUAGAAAAACCUACGACAGCAGUCAACCAAGGACUAAGUACUACCACAAUAGCAACAACAAAAAAUACAACAACAACAGCAACAGCAGCAGCAGUAGCAACGACAAGAGCAGCAGCAGUAGUAACAGCAAAAACCAUGACAUUAGCAUCCUCAAAUGCGCCCGCUACAUUAACGACAACAAACGAUGUGGACGAACGAGUUUUGAGCACCGCAGCAACACCAGCAGUCGGAGCAGCAAUAAAUGAUGAGCAAGCGAAGCCACAGAAGCAGGCACAAGCCGAACGGGUUGAAGUUGUAGGUAGUAGUUUUAUAAAAGCUGAUGCGGGAGAGCGACCAACAAUAGCAACAAAAUCGCUAUCAACAACCAAAAUUAAUGCUGCAGUCCAAAUGGAAAGCAGAGUCACACCCCAAGUCGCCUCAACACACGCUGGUGGGAGCUCAGCAGCAACGAAAAUAACGGAAGCGCCAACAGUGAAUUUUGAAAGUAAAUCACGUGCGGAUACAGAGCCACUAAAAACAGACUAUGGCACCAUAGCAGUGGCAAAGCAGCAGGAGGCGAGCCGCGGAAAUGUAGCAAAAACACAAAUCAUCAAAAAUGAAAAAGAGUUGUGUACAAAGCGCUUGAACGAGCGGGCGGAUGCGCAUAUAAAUGAACAGAGAGGCGGCGGGGAGACGAAGUUGGAAGCACCAAAAACAACCGAUACAGGAGCUAUAGAGGCUCAUAGUGAGGGUGAAAGUGAUCAGGAAGAAAAGAGAAUGGCUUUGAGCAAUGAAAAGCGUUUGAAUUCUCAAAACAAGGAGGAGAGGGAACAAAAAAGUGAGGGAGCUGUUGAGAAAAAUAAUGACUCAACUCAAGCGAAGAAGAAACCCCAAAUGGAUGACACUCCGACAUGGCCAAAAGAGGCGUUGGAAACCACAAAUAAGCUGGCAUCGAAGGAAGCAGAGACAAUGACCAGACCCGAGCCAGCUGAGACUGUGACUUCACAUGCAAAGUUUAGCGUAAAUGGAGCAACUAACGUAAAUUUGCCCAUGCCAAAUGCAACAAUAGCCAAAACAAGCAGCGAGCACCGCAAACCUGCAGCAACUGCAACCACACAAGCAACCCCGAGUAGUGACAUGAAUAUCGAGCGGAAACUAAAGAAUGGUCCAUACCGCAUUAAAUUAGCUGAAAUCGCAACGGUUGAAUACAAUGGCAGUGGUAGUGGCGAGGAGAAAGAUCUGCUCGAAGCGAAGCCGAGCGCAACUAACAGCGAAACACGCGUUGGAACAACAACUGUCGAUAGCGUGCUGGAGACAAGCCAACUGAAUAGGAAAGAAGGUCACGCGGUUGGUGGGUUGGAGGCUCUAACAUCGAAUACACAACAAAAAAAGCAACAAACAGGCAUUCAGCAAGAACUGGGCCAACAGGCACAACAAACUGCUGCAACAAAACUGCAAAAACAACAACAAGAGCUGAAAAAACAACAACAAGCAAAACUAGUUAAACAAAAAGCCCAACAGGCGAGUGGCGAACAAGAACUCGAACAACACAAACAACCAAAACCAGCAAUCCAAUUAAGCCGCGAGCAGCAGCAGCAGCAGCAGCAAUAUCAAGCAUCGAACAAAGACAUGGAUAUCGGACAGGUGCAACAACAACAACAACAGAAACACUACGCGUACACCGCAAGCGAGCUGGAUAACAAGAAUCAGAAAAGCAACAGCAACAACAAGAGCCAACAAUCAGAUGACCACGAUACAUACACAAAUCCCGCAAACACUAAGCAAGCCUCAGCCCAACCCACGCCACCCGCACUCAAUAUCGUCGAUCUAUAUCCCAUGAAAAUGGAGGAUUUCAAUCCAAUUAUACGUGACUCCAAUGCGAAGUUGUUAAAGGAGCGUACAAUCUAUAAGCCGACGGCCAGUGAUGAGGCGGCAGAAGAGCAGGAUCAGAGGCUCGAGCAUGCAGAAGAUGGGUAUGGGGGGGUGGAUAGUGCGACGAGUGACGGGUUGAUGAAGUCUUCAGUCGGACACCAACAGAAUUUAUUGCCAAAUGAAGUGAAUACCGCGGACAGCAUUAUACGACGACAUUACGACAACAUCAAUAAUCUCGCGGCUGCACAGCAGCACAGUGUCAAUCGAAGGCCAAUCAUGCCGGUAACGGAGGAGGGUGCGAGUAGCGCAGAGUCGACAACUAACAGUCACCAACAGCGAAAACAACAGAAACUGUGGAAGCCUGAUGCUAUCAGUGAUUUCACCGGUAAGCUGCUGGCCGAACAGGAUGGUGUGAUUACGGAAAUCGAGCAAAAGUUUCGCUUGAAUGAAUUUCCAGCAACCGAACAGCCCACAAUAACAACAACAGCAAAAGAUAUUAAGCAAGUGGAGGCACCACAAGCGAGCGCAGUCAACAAGCUGAGCCAUAGUGUCAACCACAAAAUUCAACCGAGCAAAAGUUUGAAAUCUAAAUACAACAAGGAAAGCGUAACCCAUCUACCACCCACACAAAAACAUGACUUCAUUGAGCGACGCGUCAAGAAAAGUUUCGACUUUCCCAUGCAUCGUACGGCAAGCGCCAGCGAUACACUCGGCAUGCCACAUGUCGAUUUUGCGAACACAAAGUUCAACACCGGUAGCGGAGCAACACAAAGUUUAAGCCCAACCACACUGAGCGAUAGAGGCGGUGCGUUGGGUGUGCGAACUGCACUUGGCACGCAUCCGGAAUUUUCGACGACCAAAUUCUACAACAGCAAAGAGCUCUACAACGAGAUGAUGUCACACAAUCGACAGCGCUUGAAGGCGAAGGCAAAGAUGGAGCAGGGAACAGCAUCGGCAGUGGCAGCGGCAGCGAGAACUCUAGCUGUCACCGGAGUCGAAACGACAAUGGCUGCGACAAACACAGCGAGUAAUGGCGUAGCGAGUGCGGCAAGUAGAUUUGCGUUCAGCCAAAAUUCAAAGUUGGAAACUUCAAAGCAAGCGCCGACAAAGGCAGCAGUGCGACAAGCAAUUAUGGGUGAAAUGAACAUGAACUCGCAGCGAAUAGCCAGAGUUAACAGCGGUGGCGCUAGCAUGCGUACGGUUGAGCUGAAAGGGGAUGAGGUUUCACUAACAAACGCAAGAGCCGAGGAAGGGCAGAGCCAUUUGACUGCAAAGUCUAAUGUAGAGGGCGGCAUAAGCAACUUUGUCGGGGUGGAGCGUCAGGACAGUGCGAGUGUGCAACAUGGAUAUCAACACACUAACGUGCAACUCUCAAAGCAGUCAACUGCAACAAUAACCAACAACCAAACGUCGACAGCCGAAACACCCAGCAACACAGCAAUUCUGGGCGCCAAAACCACUAAGAAAUACCAUAAAGAAUUGCAACGCGCUAAAUUGCUGCUCAAAUCGCUUUUGUUGCCAACGACAAACGAUAAUGUCGGCGCUGGUGCGAACAAGUCGAGCGAUGCUGGGGCAACGAUGAGCACAACAAAAACAACCACAACACUCAAACCAAAUAGCAACAGCCAGACCAACCUGCACGCACCGCCCACCGUUAGAGGCGAGCUCGACAAAAAUGCGUCUGCACCGAGCAGAGUUGACUUGGUUGCAAGUGCCAAAACUUUUGACAUUAUGUCGCUGCGAGCGAGUAAAAGCAGGCAAGUAGCGACGCCCACAAUCGCUACGAGCGCAGCUGUUGGUAAUAUUGACAGCACCAUUGACAGCGACAUGACGGCGGCGGGCACAGAAGCGGAGGGAUUGCAAGUGAAACUUGGUAAUUCUGCUGGCAGUGACCUGGUGCAUGUUAAGCGUGCUAAACCACCACAAACUACAGCAACAACAAGCAAACUAGAAAAAACAACAACGAGAACAACAAGCAGUGCAGAAACUAGCAUUUCCACGAAAAACCCCACACCCGCAACAUCCACAGUAACCAACCCAACAGUUGACCCCACAACCAACAUACCCCUAAUAUAUCCAUAUCCACAAAUGCCUCGUCAAGUGACAAUGCUCAUAACCCAACCGCAUGACACCACAGCCACAGUGAGUAGUGCCAAGAGCAGCAGCAGCAGCAGUGGCUCAGCCCACACCAGCUACACCACCUCCACUGCGGCUAGUCCAACUACUGGUAGCACAAACCUCUUGACCAAGUCCGCCUCGAAGCCAAUUGUCCGGCCACGCAUACUCAGCCCGUUGCAGGAGAAAAUCAACUCACUCGAAUGUGAAGUGCAAAAUGUGCCGAGCGAUUCGCAUUUGUGGCGAGGCAAUGAGACGCACGAACUUCUGCUGCCGAUUGUGUCCUCCGAGAAUUGUCCAUAUGGCAGCAUAGAUUGCUCACCGUUAUUGGUCUCCUGGGAUGGUGAAGCCGAAAUACAGUCGGGAGAUAUUUUGAUAGUGGAAAUCAAUGAUACAUUAUUGAAUACAAGUGAACAUAAUGUAACGCAUACCAGCCUUGCCCACAAUACACAAGUUUAUCAGGUGACACGCUCGGGACAUGAGCAUUGCGAUGUGACUGAGGGUAUACUGUUGGAUAUAACACCACUGGUUGUUGAUGGUCGGAAAUUGGUGACACUCUAUGAUAAAGAUCUCACCGAGGGAGUCAACUUGCUAAUUGUGGUUUCCGAGUUGUGGGGUCCGCAAUGCGUACGUCUGAAGGUCACCGCGAAAACCGACAAUUGUGGUGAAAGUGCUGAAUGUUCGGGCAAAGGUGUGUGCUACUCCAAUGCAGCUAUGGAGGAGUAUGAGUGCCAGUGUUGCAGCGGCUUCGCUGGUCCACAUUGCGAGGAGAUCGAUGCUUGUACGCCAAGUCCAUGCACAAAUAAUGGUAUUUGUGUUGACCUCUCACAAGGACAUGAGGGCAAUUCGUAUCAAUGUUUGUGUCCUUACGGUUACACGGGCAAAAACUGUCAAUACGAGUCAGAUCCAUGCAACUCCGCAGAAUGUAUGAAUGGCGGUACCUGUGUGGGCAAUUCCACACAUUUCAGAUGUGACUGCACUCCCGGCUAUACGGGCCCACUGUGCCAACACAGCCUCAACGAAUGUGAGUCAUCACCGUGUGUACACGGUAUUUGUGUGGAUCAAGAGGAUGGUUUCCGUUGUUUCUGUCAGCCGGGUUUCGCUGGUGAACUUUGCAAUUUCGAAUAUAAUGAAUGCGAAUCGAAUCCAUGUCAGAAUGAUGGCGAAUGCAUCGAUCACAUUGGCAAUUUUGAAUGUCGCUGCACUAAAGGAUAUACGGGAGCGCGUUGCCAAAUUAAGGUGGAUUUUUGCGCUAACAAACCUUGCCCCGACGGACACCAUUGUAUUGAUCAUGGAAAUGAUUUUACCUGCGAAUGCCCGGGAGGGCGCAAUGGACUAGAUUGUAAUCAAAUGCCACCACGGCAAUGCGCGGAGAAUCUGUGCAAACAUGGCGGCACAUGCUGGACCAGUGGCGCUUCUUUCUAUUGUGCCUGUCGUCCGGGCUACACAGGCAAUAUGUGUGAAGAUGAGUUUGUGGUGGAGACUGUCGUUAGUUCCAGCGAGUUUAUGGUCGAUGAUACGAGCGCCAGAAAUUUUAAUGACAAAACUUUCGGUUCAUCGGUUGUGCUAAAGAGUCCCAUUGAAUUGCAUAAUGCAUACUUUGGUGCUGGUGUACUGGCGUCCGCUGUUUUUAUUGUUGCCAUUGUGGUCACCAUCUGCCACUGCAAGGUGAAUCACACGUACCGUAAGUUUUCAACGCGCUCGUCCACAUUCUUUCCCAUUCUGGGCUUCGGUCGACGCAGCAAAUCCCAAAACAAACUCAACAAACACUGGCUCAGCGGCAAGGGGAUGAGCGGUGCGGGCGGUGGCGCUAGUGGCGGCUUAUUGCGCUCUACAUCCGGCUCAACGACAUCACUGACACGCGGACAUCUACCCUCGGCGCACAAUGCGGCGGGUCUGCAUCAAUCACAACAGCAACGUCAGCAGCAGCAGCAGCUGCAGCAGCAACAGCUGGGCGGCCAAAUGCACGAGCGACCGUUUCAACGGCAUUUGGCGAUGAAUUUAGAGAAUGAUAUGUAUUAUACAGUUGAUUUUAGUGAAAAUUCCCAACACUCACCGCUGAUACAGUGAGGUAAAGAAAGGCGCACCUCACGGCGAGGGGUAGUGGUGGCGGCCGUCGACAGUGUUGCCGCUACUGGUGCUGCUGUGGGCAAAAUUAUGGUACGUACGCUGGCGGGCGUGGUGGGUAAGGAGCGGUUUAGAGGUAAACGUAGGGUGAGUGGCGAUGAGAGUGGAGUUGCGUUAGCACAACCGCUUACCAGUGUUGGCAUCACUUCAGAUGCCGACAGUAGUAAUUGUAAUAAAAAUAGUAAAUAUAAAGGCAACAACAAUAACAACCACACGCCAACUAGUUUGUUAGUUAAAUUUACGAAACGUUCUCAUUAAUGGGCAAAAUGCUAUAUAAUGAUAAUGAUCAUAAUUAAGUAGAUGCCACUGAUAAUAAUUACGAGACAAUUAACAUAAUGAUAAUUGAAAAUAGUAUAUAAAUACAUAGUACAUACAUUGAUACAUAAAGCAGGAAUAGGUAUUGCUGUCAAGGGGAGACAGGCAUUCAGACGGGACAAGAUGGAAAAGCGUGAUUUCGGCACAGCGACAAAGGCGAGACUGUAGACACAAUGUUGACAGCAACAGCAACGGCAUCAACAACAACUAGGGAAUCAUUAGCAAAUGAGCGAUAAAUUCUUGCGUAUAAUACAGUUUAGCAUAGCGCAGGUGUUGCCGCUGUCUCUGAUAUUGAAAUAUUAAUUGAAAUUUUCGCUAUUCCACGAACUGACGCACGGGUAUAGCAAACGAAGAGAGUACUUAUGGGUAAAGUACAUUAGGGUGUGCAAUAUUUACGAAAAAAAUUUAAUUUUUAAUUUCUUCAACAUACAACAAAAC